AUGACGAAUUCAAACAAGGACCCCUAUGUUUCUAAAGCGACAAAGAAAGCACUCGUGGUAAAAAUCUUUAGUUCAACACCAAAUGCUUGGUUUAUGGAUAUCUUGGAAAACAUUCCGAGAGUUAGAGAAGAUGGACCACCAUACUGGCUAAUAUUUGUUGGUCAAAACACAAGAUACUGUGAAGCCAUACCAUUAUGGUCCAAAAAUAUUUUAGAUGUGAAAACUGCUUUGACAAUCUUCGUUGACAAAUACCAUCCAACAAAACUGACAUCUGACUGUGAAAGUUCUUUCAAAUCAGACGAUAUUAAAAACUAUCUGCGUUCAAAAAAUGUAAACCAAUAUUUCAUUGUCGACCAAAACCAUUCUGCUCUUGGUGUCAUUGACAGUUGUAUAAAAAUCUUAAGAGACUUAAAUCAACCACAAGGUGGUGAAGCAAAUGAAAUGUCAUAUGACGACAAGUAUAGACACUUCUCCAUGGCAAAGAUGAGACAAGUUUUAAAUAUUUACAAUAACC
Messenger RNA from Trichomonas vaginalis G3, 514 nucleotides. RefSeq lists its product as uncharacterized. The record is from RefSeq and is a predicted model, not a curated record. The transcript has a single exon. Gene Ontology annotation, molecular function: nucleic acid binding. Gene Ontology annotation, biological process: DNA integration. The annotation marks the transcript as partial. Lineage: Eukaryota; Parabasalia; Trichomonadida; Trichomonadidae.